CGUCCGUUUCCGCCUUGUUUGCUAUACCAGUCUCCUGCUCUUCUCCAUCUCCAUCUCUCUGCUUCUCUUGAAACGCCUUUGUAUUUUGGGGGUUCUUUUCUCAGUACCGGGAAGCAGGAGAACAGUGAGAAGAGAAGAGCCGGGAAGCAGGAGAACAGUGAGAAGAGGAAAGGGGGGCGAACAUCGAAGAUGAAGAGAGUUUUCACAAGGGCAUUACUGCGAAAAGAUUUCUGUUCGAGGCGUCAUUGCUUCUCUCAGUUGGCCAGAAGCGAAGCGACUCUUGAGGAAAGCGUCGAUGUUCUCCCCAAACUGCCCCCCUUCGAUUACACUCCUCCUCCGUAUACCGGACCACGAGCGGCCGAGAUCUUGCAGAAGAGGAAGGAGUAUCUCAGCCCUUCCAUGUUUUACUUCUAUAAGAAACCUUUGAACGUGGUAGAUGGGAAGAUGCAAUACUUGUUCGAUGAGGACGGCCGUCGAUACCUUGACGGAUUCGGGGGGAUCGCUACCGUAUGCUGCGGGCACUGCCACCCCGAUGUGGUUGAAGCGAUUGUGAACCAGACGAAGCGCUUACAGCACUCUACCGUCUUGUAUCUAAACAACGCAAUAGCAGACUUUGCCGAGGCUCUCGCGUCAAAAUUGCCGGGAGAUCUGAAGGUUGUUUUCUUCACGAAUUCUGGGACUGAAGCAAACGAACUGGCGAUGAUGAUCGCGCGAUUGUACACCAGUUGCCAUGAUAUUAUAUCUCUCAGGAACGCAUACCAUGGCAAUGCUGCUGGGACGAUGGGAGCUACUGCACAAUGUAACUGGAAAUUCAAUGUCCCUCAAAUUGGUGUUCACCAUGCUUUGAACCCAGAUCCGUACAGGGGUGUCUUUGGUUCAGAUGGAGAAAAAUAUGCAAGGGAUGUUCAAGAUAUACUGGAGUUUGGGACAUGCGGCCGUGUUGCUGGUUUCAUUUCUGAAGCCAUACAGGGUGUGGGUGGAAUUUUGGAACUGGCACCAGGUUACUUGCCUGCCGUGUACAGCAGCAUAAGGAAAGCUGGGGGUCUUUGUAUUGCUGAUGAGGUCCAGACGGGUUUUGCUCGCGCAGGAAGUCAUUUUUGGGGAUUUGAAGCCCAUGGAGUUGUGCCUGACAUAGUGACAAUGGCCAAGGGCAUUGGAAACGGUAUUCCCAUUGGCGCGGUGGUAACCACUCCUGAGAUUGCACAGGUCCUGACUCACCGCAGUUACUUUAAUACCUUUGGUGGGAAUCCCGUAUGUACUGCUGGAGGGCUUGCCGUUCUGAAAGUGAUUGAGAAAGAGAAGCUUCAGCAGAAUGCAUUUUUAGUGGGGUCUCAUCUGAAAGAGCGCCUUACAGCCCUCAAGGACAAGUAUGAAAUUAUUGGUGAUGUAAGGGGAAGGGGUUUGAUGCUUGGAGUUGAACUAGUCAAAGAUCGCAAAUUGAAAACUCCAGCAAAGGAUGAAACUUUGCAUGUCAUGGACCAGAUGAAAGAGAUGGGAGUGCUGAUUGGAAAAGGCGGGUUCUAUGGCAAUGUGUUCAGAAUUACACCUCCCCUCUGCUUCACCAAGGAGGAUGCAGAUUUCCUUGUGGAUGUGAUGGACUACACAAUGUCGAAGAUGUGAAGGGUUGCUGUUGUGGUGUAUAAUGGGUCAUCUGCAUAUCUUCUUGCCCGUUAAUCUAUUUAUGUACAUGUUUUUCCAAUGCAAAUUAUUAAUAUAUGUCGAUAUGAUGGAAUGCUUAAAUAUCUAGCAAGGAGAUGAUGAGACACCACCUCGUUGUCUCUCUCUCUCUCUCUCCCUCGCCUGUUCGCUCCUAUUGAUAUCAAGUGCAUAUGCAUUAUUUGCAUUGGAGACUGUACACUACUAUUCGUUGGCUUAGAAUAAAUUUAAAUGAGCAGAGUGCCCCCUUACAAGGUCUUUGCAUA
Molecule: messenger RNA, 1922 nt
Organism: Nelumbo nucifera (sacred lotus)
Lineage: Eukaryota; Viridiplantae; Streptophyta; Magnoliopsida; Proteales; Nelumbonaceae
Product: alanine--glyoxylate aminotransferase 2 homolog 3, mitochondrial
Cellular component (GO): mitochondrion
Molecular function (GO): pyridoxal phosphate binding; transaminase activity
Source: RefSeq, a predicted model, not a curated record